Messenger RNA from Aspergillus ruber CBS 135680, 836 nucleotides. RefSeq lists its product as uncharacterized. The record is from RefSeq and is a predicted model, not a curated record. The transcript has a single exon. The coding region runs from base 357 to 632 and encodes 91 amino acids. Lineage: Eukaryota; Fungi; Ascomycota; Eurotiomycetes; Eurotiales; Aspergillaceae.
GAAAGUUGAAAGUCAAGUACGGUGGACGUGAGGUAAAAAACUUGGUCAAGAUGAGGCAAAAAUCUGACGAGGCUGAUAAUCAAGUGAGGUAGAACGGGGCGAAGGUGACAUAGUCCGUCUAUCUAUCCGAAGUUGACGAUAGUGGUGAUGGUGAGGUGAGGGUGGUGAUAGUAGUAUUAGUGGUAGGGAAAGAAGUGAUGAAGAGGAAAGAACGGAAAGAAGGGAAAGGGGAAAAGGAGCGGAAGAAAGGGAUGCUGGUGUCGAGGCGCCGUGGAGGACCAUUAUUUCUGGCGUGUGUUGACUUUCAGUCUGUGUGUGUAAAGAGAGCGAGUACUGUGGUUGUGUGGGUGUGGUAAAUGCCUGAAAGGAAAUUGCCUCUUUCGGACGAGGCGCUUGGCUUGGCCGCGGACGGAGGCGCGUCUGUUACGGUUUGUGACGCGGUAUGUAACAGUUCUUCUAUGCCGUGGAACGCUGGCGUAUGGUUCCUGACGGUAUCAUACGGUAAUAUCUCGAUCUAUUCUAUCUCAGCUUUCGUAGCUAUGGCAUAUAUGGCAAACUUAUACUUGUGCAGCAGUAUACAAGUAGAGGUAUUUGUUGUGAGAAUAUUCUUGCUUGCUACUUGUCUGCCAUGAAUCAAUACAACGGUCACGGAUGACGGUGUAAUAACCGACGCGUCCGUGGAUGGCGAUGGAGACAUACCUCCCAGCAAUCCCGUCCCUUUUUGUCCGAAGAUACCAAUUCACGCUUACCUCUUACUCAGGAGACCGCGAACACCAUUGCCAUUACCCCUUCGGGUAUGAUCCCACGCCGAUGAUCUGGCUGGGUUCAGAGUACAG